UGAUUUUUUUGAGGUUAGGAUUUUCAUGCAUUAGUAUUUGCUCAGAUUUUUUGAGGUUAUGAUUUUCAUGCAUUAUUAUUUGCUCAGUAUGCUCUGACAUUUCAUCAUGAAUAGACUUACUAACGAGCAACGCUUGCAAAUCAGUGAAUGGGCCCUAGAAAAGUUGGCAGAAAAUCCGCUUUUUUAUCGACAAAUUUUGUUCAGCGAUGAGGCUCAUUUCUGGUUGAAUGGCUACGUAAAUAAGCAAAAUUGCCGCAUUUGGAGUGAAGAGCAACCAGAAGCCGUUCAAGAACUGCCCAUGCAUCCCGAAAAAUGCACUGUUUGGUGUGGUUUGUACGCUGGUGGAAUCAUUGGACCGUAUUUUUUCAAAGAUGCUGUUGGACGCAACGUUACAGUGAAUGGCGAUCGCUAUCGUUCGAUGCUAACAAACUUUUUGUUGCCAAAAAUGGAAGAACUGAACUUGGUUGACAUGUGGUUUCAACAAGAUGGCGCUACAUGCCACACAGCUCGCGAUUCUAUGGCCAUUUUGAGGGAAAACUUCGGAGAACAAUUCAUCUCAAGAAAUGGACCGCUUUGGAAGACAACAUUUCCGAAGAAAUUCGGGCUAUUCCGGCCGAAAUGCUCGAAAAAGUUGCCCAAAAUUGGACUUUCCGAAUGGACCACCUAAGACGCAGCCGCGGUCAACAUUUAAAUGAAAUUAUCUUCAAAAAGUAAAUGUCAUGUACCAAUCUAACGUUUAAAAUAAAGAACCGAUGAGAUUUUGCAAAUUUUAUGCGUUUUAUUGUUUAAAAAAGUUCUCAAGCUCUUAAAAAAUCACCCUGUACUAUCCAAGACAAUGGUUCUCAAUAUUGAAGAAAUGACUUGAAAUUGGAUUACCAAU
Messenger RNA from Malaya genurostris, 880 nucleotides. RefSeq lists its product as uncharacterized. NCBI's taxonomy places the organism in Eukaryota, Metazoa, Arthropoda, Insecta, Diptera, Culicidae. Bases 107 to 667 code for a protein of 186 amino acids. The transcript is spliced from 2 exons. The record is from RefSeq and is a predicted model, not a curated record. Gene Ontology annotation, molecular function: nucleic acid binding.